This is a messenger RNA of Botrytis cinerea B05.10, 1197 nucleotides long. RefSeq lists its product as hypothetical. The transcript is spliced from 4 exons. NCBI's taxonomy places the organism in Eukaryota, Fungi, Ascomycota, Leotiomycetes, Helotiales, Sclerotiniaceae. Bases 143 to 1081 code for a protein of 312 amino acids. The record is from RefSeq and is a predicted model, not a curated record.
GCACUACAACACAAUCUUGCUACUUACAGAACAAUACAACUUGCUCUCAAAAUUGCUACACUUCGUUUCGCAUCACUUCGCAUUCCUUUUCUUACUUUACUAUCAAAUUGAGUCCAUCAUCUCUUGUUUUAAAUAGUCCUAGAUGCACUGGGUAGCACAUCAAGAUAUGUGUUUCGAACCAACAGAUCCACGAUUCGCAAGAAAUAUGGCUCCACAAUCAACUGACCCAGAGACAAUGAGACUCAAGUCAGCAUUUGAAGAAAUAAAUCAACAACAGGAGCCUCCCUUCAUCAGAUUUUACCGCUGGUACGUUCUUCACAGCAUUCACAAGCGUGCUUUCAAGAACGGCAUCUUUCGAGAAUCCAUCCCCUGGGUCCUCUCCGGCGACUCCGCAUGGAGCAUCGAAAAAAUCCUCUUCAAACUUUGCGAUUCACCCGAAGUUACUGAUGAGGAAAGAGAUACCAUUUGCAAAUUCCUCAGCAAAUAUCAUCAACAAGUCCUCGAGCAAAAUAGCAAUGGUGCUCCUUCCACGGGCCUAGGAAUCAAGACGAUCGCAGAAUGGGAGCAUAUUAAGCGAUUGUUUGAUUUGAACGACCCCAAUCAUAUGGCUGGAAAGUCGUGGGCCAAUGAUCCACAGCUUCACACUGACUGGGCUAUUUCUUGCGAAUCAAGUCGUCGCGAGGAAGAGGCUACCAUGGCCGCCUACCUCCGCCGUGAGCAACAGAGUGCUCGUGUCAAUACCCCUAUUCGUUCCAAUAAACAAGUCAUCGAUCUUACCAACAACUUAUUUGAGCAACCUUCUGCUCCUGAAGGCAAGUCCUUAGAAGUCAACUUCCCACUGCGUAGCAAGAAAUCUGCAGAUAUGGGCGCGUCCAAGCCCACACUUUCUAGAAAAGGCUCAGCAAAGGUCCAGAGAGAGAUUUAUGAGAGAGAGAUGGCCAUGAAGUUGCAAUGUGAGAUGGAGAGAAAAAAGAGAGUUGUUUCUGGAACGGCGAGUGGUUCAACCAGUCCAACUAAGAAGAUCAGAGCAGAGGUCGUUGACUUGCUCUUGGACGAAUUGGACUUGAGUGAUGGUUAUUGAUUAUGAGUUCGAGGUUGGUUUGGGAAGUGAAGUGUAGUACACGGUUAUGUGGGGACGGAAGAGGAAUUGGGUCUUUUAGGGGAAAUAGGUUUAUGACAUGGACGGGGUUUAUCACA